GGUAUGCCGUGUUACUCUCAGUAUAGACGUGGAGACUGAUAAAGCUAAAAUAAAGCGAAAUUAAUAGCAACCAAGGAAAACCAAGCAAAACAAAAUGUUGAAGUGGUUGCUUCUGCUCGCUUGUUUGGCGUCUCUCUUUGGGAGUCAAGGGAGGUUCCAAGUCGCUGGUGAGGAAAAUGAUCUUGGCGAUUCGUCCGACCUCGGCGAAAUCCUGAGAAAAUGUCGCCAAGAGAACCCAAAUUCCUCCCGGACACUGUCACGGUGCCUCAGGGAGGCGCCAUCGGGGCGCGAGCGGGCAGGGAAGGGCUCCAUGGCGAGGAACAGUAAGGCAAAGUGCGGGAAAGUCUACAAGCUGAAGAAGGGAGCGAAGAAGACCUUCCGAAUCAGAGGAAAGGACGACUUCUGCGAUGCCUUCUUUGAGCCGAAGGGAAAUGCGGAGCUGCAGUUGGUUUGCUCGAAGUUCCGUCUCUCGGAUUGCGAACAAGAAUCUCUUCUCGUUACUGACCAAGACUCUGACGACACGUAUUGCAAUGGAAAAGGCCCGAGCAAGAGAAAAGGGAUGGACUUCGUGUAUCUUGCGUACACGAAAGUUGCUGGCGUCAGCACUAAGCCAAACAUCGUGUGUUCAGUUAAAGGCGUAAAAGCUUCAGGCGGCGGCGGGGGGAGCAGUGCAGCGCAGGCGCCGGGAUGCACAAAUGUGUGUGGUAAGGCUUCGAAAAAUGCUGGGGCGUCAAAGAUCGUGGGCGGCCAGGCAACAAAACCCGGAGAAUACCCGUGGAUGGUUCAUCUGACAAUCAUAGAUGGCUUCUUGGCCUACCUCUGCGGUGGUUCCAUCAUUACGACACUUCACAUUAUAACGGCAGCCCACUGUGUCGACUACAGUAGCCCGGAGGUAAUAGCGGUAGCGGGCGAGCACAAUCUAGAGGAAGAAGACGAAACCAAAACACAAACCAUUCGCGCUAAGAAAAUCACCAUGCACCCGAAGUUCAACUCAGAUACCUUGGCCAACGACAUAGCUGUCAUCACGCUGAAAUCGCCUCUCAAAUGGACCAGCAACGUGGGCCCCAUCUGCCUGCCGCCAGCCAAGGCCUUCGGGAACAGCGAUGCAGUCAUACUGGGAUGGGGCUUGCUCGACUACCCGGGUUCGGCAUUCCCGGACGAACUGCAGGAAGCGGCAGUCACUGUGACCGACCAUGAGGAUUGUAAGAAAAUUUAUGAAUUCUCUACCUUUCCCGUUACUGAUAAACAUAUUUGCGCUGGCGAUUCCGGACAAGAUGCUUGCAGGGGCGACUCUGGGGGUCCCUUGAUGGCGAAAGAAGACGGGGUUUGGGUGCUGCUUGGCGUGACCAGUUUCAGCCCACGGGACUGUGCUACUGAAGGGAUUCCUGGAGUGUACACCCGUGUCUCUUCUUACAGCGACUGGAUACUCGGGAAAGUCUCUUCGGGAUCUUGCUGAUUCGGAUCCACGGUUUAGAAGACGAGGAUCUAAACCUCUUUUCGAUUAUAUUUUGUCAGAUAAGAAUAUAAAUGACAAAAUAAAAUGUACGGAAUGUAAACAACACACACACACACACACACACACACACACACACACACACACACACACACACACACA
Messenger RNA from Penaeus vannamei (Pacific white shrimp), 1615 nucleotides. Its product is annotated as chymotrypsinogen B2. The record is from RefSeq and is a predicted model, not a curated record. Lineage: Eukaryota; Metazoa; Arthropoda; Malacostraca; Decapoda; Penaeidae. Gene Ontology annotation, biological process: proteolysis. Gene Ontology annotation, molecular function: serine-type endopeptidase activity.